CGCCCAAUCCCCAGCCGUAGCCGUGGCCUUAUGAAUAAGCAACGAAGCGAAACGCCCUCCCCCUGUCGUCCCAGACAGCGGAGGGAGUCGCCGCCGCUGCAGGGGCCGCGGCGGGGAUGCAGAGCGCCAGCGCCGCCGCUCUCCUCCGCGCGCUGCUUGGCUGAAAGCGCACAGGACUCAAUUACUGGAAUUGUCAACUCUACCAAUUUAAGGCACAUUUCUCUUUCACUAUGAGCAGACCAAUUGUACUGAGCAUUUUUCUGGCUUUCUGUAGCCUUCUUUUUCUCAACUUUGCCACACAAUGUCUGGCCUUCCCCAAAAUGGAAAGAAGGGAGUUGGUACAUGUUCGUGCAGAAGAAUGGCAGCCUGAGAGGAUGAACACAGAUGACCUGGAAAACACCUCCAUUACUCCGAAACAGACUCCUCAACUGGUGUUCUCUGAAGAAGAUCAAAUGGUAGUGUCAACAGGACCAUCAGCAGUGCCAGUAAAUGAAGUACUCUUAUUUAACAAAGAAACCCAUCCCACAGGAACUGGACUCCAGCAGCCUGACAGCCCUGGUCUUUCCACUGUCACUGAACCAGUGGUCCCAGCAGGUGACCAAGUGUUUGGUUCCAGCCAGCCGGAGAAAAUGUCUCCUGAAAGCAGACUUUCCAAGAUCAUGUUAACUGUCCCUAUCACUGAGACUGCUUCACUGAACACUGGCAAGAAGGAGGAACCCUUGAGCAGUACCAGCAUUCAGCCCAUUGCAGAAGGGACCACAGAAGCAACACCAGGUUUUGUGAAAUAUGUGAACCAUCAACUGUUUGUAACUGAAAAUCAGGAUGGAGUCAGUCUCGGGGAUUCACCUUCAUCCCUUAAGAAUGCUAAAGAAAUGCUAACCACCAAUCCAAGGACAGAGAAAUCUGAAGCAGACAUGGAUCAGAGAACCACUUCUUUUCCUGGUGCUGAGUCUGGAAGCCUUCUGCUGGAUGGGGAGAAGCUCCUGCAGAAGAUGGCUGAUCAUACCCAGGCUACUGCCACCGAGCACUUGCUGGUGACUUCUGAGUAUGCCCUGAGUGUUGGUUCAGAAACGGAUAGCUUGCUGGGAGCCCCAGAAGUCACAGAAAGUGUCAGCAGAGCUGUUCCAGCUGCCUCUAUCUUAAGUGAUGAGUGGGAUGAUACCAAGCUGGAGAGUGUAAGCCAGAUACGGACCCCAAUGCUGGAAGACAAUACAGACACUCAGGUGAGAAUGGAGCCCUUGCAGACAGAGAGCCAGGAGGGGAUGGAAGAGGGUCAGCCCUUGACAGAGGCUGCAGAAGUGUCUCCGGGGCUGCCUGAAGAGGAAACAGACAUGGGGACAGCCCUGCUAAUAGCGCAGGGGGAGAAGAAGUCACCCACCUUCAUCGAUCAAAGUUCCUUCACUCCCAUAGGUCUGAUGGAAGAUUCCGAAGUUUUCUCUGUGCACAUGUUCCAAAAUAUGGGAGGUUUCGAGGAAUCCACCAAGGAAAACAGUGCCAUGUUUUUGUCAGAGACUACUGUGUCCAUCUCAGAAUAUGAGUCUGAGGCAUAUCAGCUGUUGGGAAAUGCAUUGAAAGACAUCGUCACUCAAGAGAUGACAACAGCUACUCAAGAACCAGAAGCCACUUUAUCCCUGGUGACACCAGAGCAGGUGACCAGAGACAGUGAAGAGACUGAGGAAGGCAAGGAGUCCCCCCUUCUUGCCUCUGAUGUACCUGGUGUUACUCAGCUGUCCAGACAAUGGGAGCCUCUGGCCACUACAGUGUCAACCACAGCCAUCCCUUGGUCUCCCAAAGUUACCCCUGCUGCAGAAGACCUAACAGACACAGUCACUGGGCCGAGUGAGGAUCUGGCACUAGUUUUGGGCUCUCUGGUGACACCCCCUGGAAUAAUGGUGGAAGUGCCCAGCAUUUCUCCAACGUUUCCUGCUUUGGAGGCAUCACCUGAGAGAACAGUUCCAUCCGUGAGUGGCACUAAUACAGCUGCCUCAUAUGGCCUGGACCAACUUGAAUCUGAAGAGGGAGAAGAAGAUGACGAUGAAGAGGAUGAAGAAGAUGAAGAGGAAGAAGAGGAAGAUGAGGAAGAGGAUGAGGAGGAUAAAGAUGCAGACUCCCUGGAUGAGAGCUUUGAUGGCGACUCUGAGGUGCCGAGUUUCACUCUCCCUGGCAUCACAUCCCAGGAACCCGGCUUAGAGCAGGGAAACAUGGACCCUUUGGAGGGAGCCACCUACCAGGUGCCCGAUGCCAUUGAGUGGGAACAGCAGAAUCAAGGCCUGGUGAGAAGCUGGAUGGAGAAACUAAAAGAUAAGGCUGGCUACAUGUCUGGAAUGCUGGUUCCUGUAGGGGUGGGGAUAGCUGGAGCCUUGUUCAUCUUGGGGGCACUCUACAGCAUUAAGGUUAUGAAUCGCCAAAGGAGAAAUGGCUUCAAAAGGCAUAAAAGAAAGCAGAGAGAAUUCAACAGCAUGCAAGAUCGAGUAAUGCUCUUAGCUGACAGCUCUGAAGAUGAAUUUUGAAUUGGACUUGGAUUUAAUUGGGACAUUCAAUGAUGUUGUAAUUUUAUUUUUAUUUUGGGGGAAAAAAGAAGAAGAAGAAGAAGGAAAAACAACAACUUCUUAUUGCAUUGCUGCUAUCAGGCUGUCAGUUCUAGUACCUGCUGGGUAGUAGAUUUUUCUUGCACUGAGCAGAAAAGGCAUGCUGUAAACUAAAUGUAACACACAGUGUUUGGUUAUUCUGUAGUGAACUUCCUGUAACAAUGGGCUACAAUUUAUGAAUACACAGCAUAAUGUUGUUCAGUAGAAAUAGCUGGAUUAGGUAGGGUAAAUAUUUUGUAUUUUUCCACUCUCUUUUCCUUGACUUGGAUUACUUGCAUUAAGUGUGAUGAUUGUAGCCACCAAGGCAUGCUCGACUUUGAAAUUGAAAUCUUAACAAAGAAUAACUUCUCAUAAUCACACUCUACCUACCUGAGAUUGUAGGCUUGGGGGCUAUGGUACAUCCUGCAUUUGUAUCAAAACCAGCGUCAGUUGAGAAUGAAUAAGAUCUCAGCCCAUUAGGAGUACAUGUAGAUUUGUACGUAUCUAGCUUUGUGUACUCCAGUUUCCUAGUUUUAUUGUUUUCAUCUUCUGUUUUAUUCUUAUUCUUGGCAAGGAAAAAAAAAAUGCACCAGAAGUAAUACAUUAAAUUGACUUUUAAUGUAUGUUUGCUCUCUUAAAUAGUGUCAUUAAGUCCAAGAACAUCUUACAUGUUUAUCAUUAUGAGAUAUUCUUUUUGUGUACUAUUUGACUUUGCCAAAAAGAAAUGAGGAAGAAAUCUCUGCCAUUUGGCUCUGUGCUUGCAUGACUGCUACUAUGUAUAAUUCAGAGUAUUUCUUUUCCACAUCUGUGGUAUUGGCCAUGGAGAGAGUGGACCACCAUUGGUACUUUUUGGCCUUAUUAGAAAAACAUACAUUCUGUGGUAGAAGCAGGCCCAGCACCCAGAUCCCUGGUACACAAUGGAACUCAUGGGAAACCAGAUUCUCUCAGGACAUCUCAUCAUGGGAAUGAUAAAAUAACUGUUCAGAUCAUUUUUCAUUUCCUUUGGAAUAUGAUUCCCUACCCUAUACCAAAAUAGGAUAUUAAAAUUACCCUAUUUGAAUUUGGGCACUUGGGACUUGUAGUUAGUUGAAUUUUGGGGUAGAGAUCGACUCAUUUCAUGGAAGGUUAAAGGUUAGUAACAGUAAUAUUACUAUGGAGAACUUGGUUGUAUUCAAUGAGCCUGUUCUACUAUGUCAAGCUAGUUACAGGCAUUCCACAAAGCUACUGUUUUCAUUUGACCAAAGAUGGAACUGAAGCAGAGACGUGAACCAGGUAUCCAAAGUUAUAUCCAGGAAGAAUCAGCAUGAGAAUUUUCUUGGACUUAAAACCAUGUGACAUGUGCUCUUUUUAUAUACUUCAGAGGGAACAGUAACAUUGCAGAAUCCUUCUUUAAAACCAAGAGUGUAAGGAAAUAGCUGCUUGGUGAAGGAGCAUUUGUGCUUCUGUCUUUGUUGAAUGAUUGAUGAAUGAUGCCUUACUAAUUUCUCUUUUACGGCGAGUUCUUUCCUUCCAUAUAAAUUUAAGUAUCAUCAUUAAGGAAUUAAUAGCAAAAAAUUUCCUAGAAUCCAUUCUUGAAUGAUAAAUGGUUCACAAGAAGGCUUCCUUCAGUAAUUUCAACUUUUUGUCCAGAGAGGUAAGCCAAUGUGUGAAACUGAUAGAAAUGAAAAGUUUUGUAGAAACAAAUAGAAGUUAGCCAUUGACAGGGUGCUAAAGGUUGGAUUUUAAAAAAUAUCAUUCAGAACCAUGACACUUAAAAGUGAUUUGUAAUUUCAUGAGCAGAGCUAUCCUGAUAUUGCAGAAGGGAGGUUCUCUUUUUCUGAAAGCAACCUCUUAUUGUAAGUGUUCCUCAGGUUGAGUAAGUAGGCAUGGGGGGCAUUGCUGUCUAUAUUCUUAUUUAUAGCAAAUAUGCAAUAGUUUUACUUAAUUUAGCAACAACACAUGGGUGACACUGAUGGUCACUAAUGUCUGGGACUACUCAAUCUGUAGCGUUAACUUGUUGAAUGUUCAAACUCUAGUAUAAUGAAGUCACAAUAAUAGACACUUAGUUUUGUUUUUCCAUGAGUAUGACAUUCAUGCGAGUGUAGGCAGAAGCAGAAGUGUCUCUGCAGCCCUUUUUGGGACACCCAUCUACUAAAAUAAGAACUGACCUAUAUCAUAGUAGAUUUCUGUACCAACUGGUUUAAACAUCUGGAUAAAGGAAAGGUGGUAUAGAUAUAAAUUGACUAUGAUUUAGUCUUAAAGGAAGGAAAACUAUUAAUAAUGUGGAUGAACUUAGAGAACAGCAUGCUAGGUGAAAUAAGCUAGUCACAGGAUAAAUAUUGCAUGAUUCUAAUUAUAUGAAAUAUCUAAAAUAUUCAAACUCAUAGAAGCAGAGGUAGAACAGUAGUAGCCAGGAACUUGGGGAGGGAAAAAUGGGGAGGUGUUAGUUAGGUGGUAUAAAGUUUAAAUUGUGCAAAAUAAAUAGCUUCUAGAGACCUGCAAUAUAGUGCCUAUAGUUUACAAUAUACUGUAUUGUGCACUUAAAAUUUUAAGAGGCAGAGCUCACAUUAA
Molecule: messenger RNA, 5117 nt
Organism: Ictidomys tridecemlineatus (thirteen-lined ground squirrel)
Lineage: Eukaryota; Metazoa; Chordata; Mammalia; Rodentia; Sciuridae
Gene: Armh4
Product: armadillo like helical domain containing 4
Source: RefSeq, a predicted model, not a curated record